AGUUCUGGUUUUCCAGGACCAGCAUCCAUGACAAGAAGGUUCACUGCCAACUUGCCUCUAGAGCCGAUGUGGAAGGGUAGCACCCGUUCCAGAACCACAGUCUGGAGCCAGCUUCUCCUCCUCUCUCCAACCUGGGCUAAUGACAGCUGGCCCCUGCUUGGCAUGAUCACAGGUCUUUUCCAAGAUGUAUUUUUACCCUUUGGACAAACAGCAGUUGGGACGAGUGGGGCUAUUUUAUGAGUUGAGGCACUCGGGGCUGGAAAAUAAACAGGCAGCUAAUGAGACGUUCUUAUGAGAACUGGCAUAAAUAAUAACAAAGACAACAUCCUGUCCCUCCUGCCAACACCCUCCAGGAGGGGAUAUAAAAGCUGCUGUCGGGUUGGUGACCAUCAGACUUGGGGAACUCUGGUCGCGUUCUUGACCUGCGGCCUGACCGGCGGGGACCAUGGGGUGCUGCCCAGGGGACUGCUUCACCUGCUGUGCUGAAGAGCAAGACUGCUGUGAAGUGUGCUGCUGCCAGCCCUCCUGCUGCGGCUGCUGUGGUUCCUGCUGCGGCUCCUGCUGUGGCUGUGGCUCGGGCUGCGGAGGCUGCGGAGGCUGCGGGGGCUGCGGAGGCUGCGGGGGCAGCUGCUGCGGGUCCUCCUGCUGCGGAUCUGGCUGCGGGGGCAGCGGGGGCUGCGGGGGCAGCGGGGGCUGCGGAGGUUGCGGGGGCUGCUGCGGGAGCUGCUGCGGAUCCAGUUGCUGCGGCUCCUCUGGGUGCUGCGGCCCCGUGUGCUGCCAGCCCACGCCUGUCUGCGAGACCAAAUGAAGACCUUUCCUCCCGCCACUGAGGCAGCCCAAUGGAGAACCUCCACCUGCUCCAGGUGGAGACCCACUCGUGUCCAGGACCUUCCCCGCCCCCUAAGACGGUGUCCUGCCUCUCGUGUUAACCUGAAGCUGAAGGCUUGUUUUCCAAGCCUGCCCUGGCUUUUCAAGGCGUUGAGAACAAGAGCCACAUGCUGAUGAGAAACCUGGGUCCCACCCACAGUGGUACCUGAAGCUCAAAGGGUGAAGCCCUAUCUAUGACUUUUUUUUCAUGAAGUUGAAAGAGCAUCUUAUUCAAGGUGGCUUUGGGACUGACCCCUCCUCCUCGGCUGGCUUUUCUGCCGCUUUGAGGUGUGAAAAUUUCUCUUCAGUUAACUUAAUAAAUUCAAGAUCGCUGGCAUAACCAAAGUA
Messenger RNA from Capra hircus (goat), 1215 nucleotides. RefSeq names its product keratin-associated protein 17-1. The transcript has a single exon. The record is from RefSeq and is a predicted model, not a curated record. The coding region runs from base 446 to 808 and encodes 120 amino acids. NCBI's taxonomy places the organism in Eukaryota, Metazoa, Chordata, Mammalia, Artiodactyla, Bovidae.